Molecule: messenger RNA, 765 nt
Organism: Amphimedon queenslandica
Lineage: Eukaryota; Metazoa; Porifera; Demospongiae; Haplosclerida; Niphatidae
Product: ubiquitin carboxyl-terminal hydrolase 47-like
Exons: 7
Source: RefSeq, a predicted model, not a curated record
AUGACAAGACCAGACUAUCAGCCAUUAGUAGAUGAUAAAAGAAUAAUAGAGAAAUUACAAGAAAGAAUAACAUUAACAAAUAUGGAACUAAUUACUGAAAGAGAACACAAUGAGAAGAUUAUAAAAGAUAUUGAAGAUUUGAAGGUUGCGAAUAGGAGACUGAGAGAAAAGAAACAAGAAAAUGAAGAAGAAAUGUGUAUAUUCUCGUUGUAUUGUAAUCAUCCUGUUACUGAUGAAUUAACAGUGUCAUUACUUAAAGUACAUGAAGAUGAAUUGCUGCCCAUAGUACUGGAUAAAGCUUAUGAGUUGAUGGAAUUAGCUCCUCAUGUUCCUAUUGAGAGAUGUCGCUUGGCUAAAUAUGAUAUUAGAGAUGAAGUAAUCAAUCAGUCCUUUGAUCUUGAUAAGUUUGGGCAUCUAACUAUUGCUCAGACUGUAGGUGCUGCUAGAUAUUAUUCUUUUGGAUUAUUUUUAGAAAUUUGUAAAGCAAAUGAAACCUUUAAGAAAUACAAUGAUGGAGGUAUUGUAUUAAUGAUAUCAGUGGUUGAUAUGUCAACUGGUAAAGCAGGACCAGCUAAACCAAUGAGAGGUGAAAAAGGUUGGACUGUUGGAGAAUUAAAACAACAUAUAGGAGAAUUAUUUAAUAUUGAUUCAUCGUGUAUGAGACUAGUAAUGAAGGACAAUGAUUACGGGAGUGGUAUUAUAGUUCGUGAUGUUAGUGAUGUAGGAAUUACUUUUGAGGAGAUGCUCUAUAGUCCAAACAGACUG